AUGAACAUUUUAUGUUAUUAUCGUGAUUGCACAGAAGAAGAUGCUGCAAAAAUGUAUAAAGAGCACAUUAUUGAUAAAAUUCAAGAUCAAUUGGAAUUUAAUCAAUACUUUACACGUCAGUGGGACAUUCAUAAACAACAGUGGAUAGCCGCUGCCAGACCAAAUGAAUUAACCGUUGUGAAUAACGUUUCUGAAUCUUUAUUUAAAAAGAUAAAAUAUCACGAUUUUGGCUGCGUUAAAAAUCAAAGAAUUGAUGUUUUUGUCAAAAUUUUUUUAGAAGAAGUUGCACCCAAUUAUUUUUAUCGUAUUAAAAACGAUUUACUUCAAACAGGUUUUAUUCCUUCAAUUAGAAUUCGCGAGCCUCGAUUGACAGAUUAUAAAACAAAAUUGAAAAGAGAAGUUCAAUCACGUUUAUACCAAGUAUUAAAUUUUGUUCAGAAUCAAGAAGCCAAUUUGAAUCCAUUAAGAUUUUUAUUGGAAAAUGCUGAAGAAAAACUUUCUCAAAUAAAUGAGAAGAUACAAAAUUCAAUUACAUAUUUAAGAUCGUUUGAAAUUCCAAAUGAAUUGUUAGAUACGUAUAUGUUAGAAAUUAAUGAAUUUUGUUAUAAUUCUCCAGAUUAUAUUUUAGAACAUUUCGAAGAAUUUUUGGAGGAUUUCAAAGAAAAGAAUAAUUUAAUAGACUAA
This is a messenger RNA of Trichomonas vaginalis G3, 684 nucleotides long. RefSeq names its product zinc ion binding protein family. NCBI's taxonomy places the organism in Eukaryota, Parabasalia, Trichomonadida, Trichomonadidae. Bases 1 to 684 code for a protein of 227 amino acids. The record is from RefSeq and is a predicted model, not a curated record. The transcript has a single exon.